ACCAUCUGUCACUGAAUAUGACCAAAUACAUUCCUAUGUGCUACACAAAACAACAAAACGCAGCGACGAAGAAGAUUGUGAAAAACAAGUGGAAACAAAUACGAAUGGAACAAUAUCGCUCACACUUCCAUAUCAUUAUGGAUCUAUUUCGUUUACUUUUAAAGUAGUGUGUUGUUUACAUUUUCUUCGGUUUUUCGUGCACAAUUUCCUUCUGUCCUAACUGUCAUCGUCUGAAGAAAGGCUCUGCUGAUAUCACAAAAUAUCUGGGCGUGGGCGACAAAGUUAUAUUAUAUCUUUUUGUGUUAUGUGAUGGCCACAGUUACUGCUGCUUCCAACACGAUGGUUGCCGAGUUGUGGCGUGAAUGUGCUGCUUGGCUCACGCGCUGCAAUAUAAUUCCAAAUGACCACCGUGCCAAUCACCUAGACUCGGAUAUUAAAGUCCUCGCAACCAUUCUCCGAGACGGAGUGCUGCUGUGUAAUUUAGCAAUUUUUUUCGAUCCGUCGUCUUUUGAUAGAAAAGAUUUCAAUCGCAAACCUCAAAUGGCACACUUUCUUUGCAUACAAAACAUUAAACUGUUUCUUGAAGCAUGCAAAACCAACUUUGGCUUGAAGGAAGCGGAUCUGUUCGAACCGACCAUGUUGUACGACCUUACCAACUUUCAUCGGGUGCUUCUAACUCUAUCCAAAUUAUCAACAUGCAGAAAAGUGCAAGCUGCAAAUAAUAUACCUGGCUUCAUAACUCAUUCUGUACAGACAGAGAGGACUAGUUUAGACGAUGAUAUCUACAAAGAUCUGCAUGCAAGCCAAAGUUUAUUGGAUUCGGAAUUAAGGUGUGAUAACAAAGAAAUCGUGUUAAUUAAUGAUUCGCUUCCUUGCCGUCAUCAAGAAACUUCCUUUUACGGUCAGUGCAACGAACUAUCAAGUUUUCCGGACUGUAAUGGGCGCGAAGAGGAAAAGAUUUAUGAAGAUCUCUGCUAUGUAACAUUCUCAUCAACUUUGCCUCAGUUAGCUUCAUCAUCCAACAACUUAGAACAGCGAGACUUUGUAAUUAAGGAACUGCUCGAUACGGAGAAAAACUAUCUCGAAGCUUUGAAUGCAUUGAAAUACAUCUUUAUGCAACCUCUCGAAAAGCUUCUACCCAAAGAAGAGAUACGAGCCAUUUUCCCUUGCAUUAGAGAACUUGUCGAAAUUCAUAAUAAAUUUUUGGAUCGAUUGCAUGAGGCCGUUUGUCCAGGAUCCAAGCUGAAGCUCAGUACCACCUUUCUGGAAUUCAGAGAACCAUUUCUAAUUUAUGGCGAAUACUGUUCCAGCAUGACAAGCGCAGUUGAAACUUUGAGAGAGGCGUGCAAAAAAUCAAACACAGUCGAGCAGACCGUCUUGGUAAGUAGCUAUCUUUUAUGAUAAAAUUAAAACAUU
This is a messenger RNA of Anopheles merus, 1416 nucleotides long. RefSeq names its product protein vav-like. The record is from RefSeq and is a predicted model, not a curated record. Gene Ontology annotation, molecular function: guanyl-nucleotide exchange factor activity; protein binding. Bases 310 to 1401 code for a protein of 363 amino acids. Gene Ontology annotation, biological process: regulation of GTPase activity; cell migration. Gene Ontology annotation, cellular component: cytoplasm. Lineage: Eukaryota; Metazoa; Arthropoda; Insecta; Diptera; Culicidae. The transcript has 6 exons.